AUGGAAGUACGAGUCGCAACCACACAGAGCACUUCGUCGCCUCCAGGCGCCGGCAAGUAUCCUCGCCGUGGAAGACGCGAGAAACCAUGGCCACCCUCAAAACAACGAAAGCUGUUGCGCCUCUAUGUCUGCACACAAAGCGAGCGCCUGCCCCUGGUGCGCAUUCUCGAGAGGCUAAAGGAUGGCACUUUUGACCCAAGGCAACGAAAUUCUCACAAGCACCUCAAAAAUCUAUUACCAGACCGUCGCAUCGAUGACUGGCGACCAAGGGACCUCGCAUCCAUGUUGGUUCGAGUGCGCUUUCUCAGAUCAGUCAGGGCCGAGAGGAGGAUGAGGAGGAAGAACCGAGAUCACAGGACGCGCGGCGGCAAUCCAGACCAGCACCACGCCGCCGACACAGAGUGGACAUCACCGACGGGGUUCAUGGGCGGUCGCAUGGGGGGCAUGGGUAUGGUGGACAUGGGGGGCAUGGAUACCGAUAUCAUCAUGAACUUGGACGGAGACUCUCUCGGUAAUCAACACAUCCACCACCACCGGGGCCGUCACGAAUCCGCCCGAUCAUCACCACAAGCCUUGUUAUCCGAGUCGGCCACGGCAAGCCCCGAAACUUCGCAUGCAUCCCAUGCGUCAUGUCAGCUUCACCAGUCACCCGUCGACUCCCCGGAGACCUCGCACACCUCACAUGGGGCCCCUUCGCAUCGGGAGAGGUCGCCAGUUAGGUCCGAAAAGUCCAUGUCAAGUUCUCUCAAGUCAGCAUCCGAAUCCCUUAAAUCAGCAUUCAAGAGGAGGUCAUGGGCAUCAGUGCUUUCGAGUAUCUCGUCGGGUAUCUCCAGUCUGGCUCGUUCUUCGUCAUCGGCAUCUUCCAAGGGGGUUGGCCAUAGCGAUCACGGUCCUACGGUUGCCCUCAGCAAGUUGAGUCGGGAUGAUUUUCUUUCUCUGCUGGAAGAGAACAAGCCAUCGGCAUCAGCAACCAAAGCAAAGGCAACCAAGGCGCUGCAGACCCCCUUGUUCAAGAAGAAACACUCUGCUGUCAACCCCAAGACGGAGGAGUUGAACAAUGCGUUGCUUAGUAUGUGCUGCUCGGCUCAUAUUUCAACCAGCUCUCCUCCUUGUGCGCAUGAGAGACUAUCAAAGGCCAUUGAAGCCCAGGACUCAGAAGGUCAUGCCUUUCACAAGUUUACAGUUACCGACGAGGAGGCUAAUAUGGUCGACAAGUAUGGCAACAUUCUUCUGCACGUCGCUGCCCGAUGGGGCGCCCGUGUUUCGAUUUUGUUGUUGAUUCUGCGACACACUGAUGAUAUCCAGGCAGUUAACGUUCGUGACGAGACUUUCCUCCAUGUGUACGAACCCCCAAGCCACCCAAAGCUAAGGCCAGCCUCCUUCAUCAACCUCGUGCGACAUCUGCGGUCUCGGGGCUUCGACUUUUGCCAGCGAGACGUCGAGAAGCGAACAUUUCUUCAACACCUGGUCCCGAAAGAGACCUUCCCCAUCGAGAUCCUCCAUUGUCUUUUCCGUGAAGUCGGCCACGGGACGGCCCGCUUCCUUGUUGCCAACAAGUGCUCGGCUGACGAACGACUAUGGCACUGCAUCCGUAAGAACCUAUCCUAUCAGUCGCCCAAACUCCACCGCAUCUUCGGCGACGAGCACGAGUUCGUCCGGCGUUACCUCCCCGAAUUCAUGGCGGAUUCCUCCUGCAACAACUCCACCCGCAUUACCAUGAUCUCCGACUCGGACAGUUGGCGCGGCAGCGGUUACACAGGCCGCUCAAGUCGCGGCAGCACCGCCAGCAGCUCCCAAUGCAUCAAGCGAACGUCCGUCAUGCGCCUCUUGUGCAAGAUUGCCUCCGGCCGGGACUCCGAAAAGAACGGGGGCGAGGCAAACCUCGAUCAGCGCCUCGAGACCCUCCUUGGCAUCGGCCCGAAGAUGACCAAGCAGGAUAUCGAAGCCCUCCUCAAUGAGCGUGACACUGAGGGUAACUCAGCGCUGCACUAUGCUGCUGAAUUUGGCAUUGUGGCUGCUGUCAAGUUCAUUGUUUCGCAUGGCGCACAGGUGAACGUGAUGAAUAACUGCGGCAACACUCCGCUACAACUCGUCAAGUACGCGAUCCAAAGGACGGACGUCAGGACGGAUGUGUACAUGGAGGCGAGGUACCUACGAUGCGCCGUGUUGCUAUUGGAGAGGGGAGCAUUUGAUCAAAGCAAGCUUGUCAGCGAGAAGAGUGUUAUCUACCCGUAUGAUGUAUUUGAUGGAAGCGAGAGGUGCAUUACGAAUCUGGUGAAGCAGGGCGUGGCCUACGAGUGUCGGGGAUUGCAUUUGCUAUCUUCAUCAAUAGCACCGCAUGGGCCGGCCAUAUGGAUGGAUGAAAAUGGGCAGGUGCAAUUUGCGCAGCACUUUUAUGAUGAGGAGGGAGGUAAUGGGGAAGGAAGUGGACAUGCGCAUGGACACGGACAUGGACACGGGAUGGGUGGCGGGAUGCCGAUCGGUGCAGGUGGUAUGCCGAUGCAUUUGGAGUUUCAGACUUCGUUUCUUUGA
Neurospora tetraspora is the source of this 2532-nucleotide messenger RNA. RefSeq lists its product as uncharacterized. Gene Ontology annotation, cellular component: nucleus. The transcript is spliced from 2 exons. Gene Ontology annotation, molecular function: protein binding. Lineage: Eukaryota; Fungi; Ascomycota; Sordariomycetes; Sordariales; Sordariaceae. Bases 1 to 2532 code for a protein of 843 amino acids. The record is from RefSeq and is a predicted model, not a curated record. Gene Ontology annotation, biological process: regulation of gene expression.